This is a messenger RNA of Fragaria vesca subsp. vesca, 1194 nucleotides long. RefSeq lists its product as uncharacterized. The transcript is spliced from 2 exons. The record is from RefSeq and is a predicted model, not a curated record. Bases 1 to 1194 code for a protein of 397 amino acids. Lineage: Eukaryota; Viridiplantae; Streptophyta; Magnoliopsida; Rosales; Rosaceae.
AUGGAUCAUGAUAAAGAUAUGCUUUUUAAGGACAAUGAGCAGCUUUAUGGAGCUAUUGAUUCUGAUGAAGAAUGUAUUAGGUAUGAAGUCAAUUCUGAUGGAGAGGAAGAAGGAGAUGGGUACCCUGAGUUCAACCCGAAGACUGAUAUGCUUAAUCCCCGAUUCUGUAAUGGUAUGAAGUUUGCAACUGCAAAGAUUUUAAGAGCUGCUGUUAGAGAGAGGGCAAUUCAACCUUCUUUUUACAAAACUGACAGCUGGCGAGUUGAUGUGAUCUGCAAAGCUCAAAAUUGCCCAUUUGAGCUAUAUGCCUCUAAGAUGCAGCAUGAAAGCACGUUGCAAAUCAAGAGAUACAACGGGAAACACACAUGUGCAAGAGUGAAUGUAAACAGUAGUGUUAGGGUACCAUACCUAAUAGAGAAGUUUAGUGAGCAGAUUAAGUUAAACCCAGGCUGGGACACAGAAGCACUCCGACAACAAAUGCAGAGGGAAGUGAAGGCAAAAGUGUCUUACCAGCAGGCAUACCGUACUAAGAAGGCGGCAUUGGAGCUUCUAGAAGCUUCAAUCAGAGAGCAAUAUGCAAGACUCAGGAACUACGGAGCUGAGCUUGUAAGAGCUGAUCCAAACACUACCGUUGAUAUCAAGUGUGACUUCCCUCAUGGAGAUAGAUUACCUGUUUUCAAGAGAAUGUAUGUAUGUUUAGGUGCUCUUAAGAUGGGAUUCAUAAUUGGAUGUAGGCCCAUACUUGGCCUAGAUGGUUGUCAUUUGAAGAGUGUUUAUGGUGGGCAGCUAUUAACAUCUGUGGGUUUAGAUGCAAACAACUCAACGUGGGUGGUGGCCUACGCAAUGGUAGAGAUGGAGAGUAAGGACAGUUGGUUGUGGUUUCUAGACCUCCUAGCCAAAGAUUUGAUCAUAAAAGAUGAAGGAGAUGGAUGGACAUUCAUAAGUGAUAAACAAAAGGGGUUGAUACUUGCUUGUGCUGAAAUGUUGCCUCUUGCAGAUUAUCGAUUUUGCGUUAGACACUUGUGGACAAAUUUUAACAACUUAUUUCCUGGGAAGGUGAUGAAAGACCAACUUUGGGCAUGUGCAAAGGCAACCACAGAGAACUACUUCCUCAAGGAAAUGAAUAUAAUGAAUACACUAGAUCCUAUCGCCUAUGAUUGGCUCACAAGUAAAUUUGGUUCCAAGUGGUGUUAA